Molecule: messenger RNA, 6554 nt
Organism: Chara braunii
Lineage: Eukaryota; Viridiplantae; Streptophyta; Charophyceae; Charales; Characeae
Source: the annotation of a GenBank genome assembly
ACUCGGGGUGGUGCCAGCACCACUCCCUAUACCCCGGAACAGGAGGAGGAGGCUGCGAGGAUCUUGGCCGAGAAGAAGGCCAAGAAGGAGAAGAAGGAGGUGGUGAAGUAGGCCAAAACGUUGGCCUUAAUGCAGGAGCAGGCUGCAAAAAGGAAGAAGUUGGAGGAGGAACUAGAAAGGGUGAAAAAAGAGGAGGAAGAGAAGAUGAAAGCAGUGGAUGCAGAAGAAGAAGAAGAAGAGAAAAAGGUGGAAGAAGAAGUGCCCCUGAUUAGGAGAAGUAUCAGGGACAGAGGCGAGACAAGUGGCACUAAGAAAAAGGAUUCUUGGUUGGAGAAGAAGGUUUCUGAAUGGGUUGCCAAUCUGUAUUUGGGCGAAGAGGAAGAGGUGAUGUUAUAUGUUCCUAGGGAAGAACAGGAGACGGUUGUGAAGGAAUUGGAAGCCGAGGAAGAUCCCCUCAAACGGCAGACGAUAGAGGAGGAGAAAAAGUUGGAGUGGAACUGCUUGGUUGCACCAAAAGAGGAGGAAGCUCGUCCCCGUAGGGAGCCCAUUAAGGUGAAGUUCCUCGACUCCUACAGUGGAAAGAAGGAGGAGAACUUCGACAACAAGGAGACCAAUGUCAACUCCUACGUACAUCUACAAAAGAUAUCUCCUGACGAGCAUGUCCUAAUAGUUUUCCAUGCCCUCAAAGGCGAAGCAGCAAGCUUCCCCAGGUCGCUGUGUCGUGCUACUAAUUGCAAUGAAGAUAUGGUUGCUUAUUCCGCCUUCACCCCUCUCAGUGAGUUCUUCAAACUGUUGCGCGAAAGGUUUGCAAAUGUCACACGAAGCGUUAGAGCUUCUGACAAACUGCAGACCAUUCAUUCCCACCAGUGGAGGAGCGCCAGGCCACUCAAGGGUGUCAUGGAUGAGUUGGUCGCCGUUCUUGAUCAAUGGGUCACUGAGACCCAACUAGUCAACCUAUUCUAUCGUGCCAUGCCCAAGCCCUUGUGUGGGCAUUUCUUUGAGAAAAGUAGGGAGUCUACCAUGACCUACGAUACCUUGAGUAGGGAAGUGGCAGCAUUCGAAGCGCAGUCCAUGCCAGUUUCCACUUUCUGGCAUAAGGACCUCGACAAAGGGAAGAAGUGGAAGGGCCGUACGAUCUCGGGUCAGGUCAAGGGCAAGGAUCACCUGAUCCUUACAUUAGAUGAGGGUUGUAUGGAAGAGGUCCCGUAUGAUCAGAAAGAGUGGGGCCUAGAGGAAGAGGACAGUAGCGCUAGUCAGGGGAGGACUUACGCUGCUGUCGCAGCUGGAGGGAGGCCACAAGGAAGAGGGAGAGGCCAUAACCAAGGGGAUCGGGCCUCUGGUGGUCGUGGGAAGGGCGAUCAGGGGGUUGGUGGUAGAGGAGGCCGCCAAGUGGGAGGUAGGGGUCAAGCUUUAGUGAAGGGUUCCCCACCUUUGCACAUUCUUGUACACUCUUUUCAGCGCAUCUUCACAUUUUUGUUAGGGUGCAAGCAAGGUCUGCAGUCGAAGAGCGUUGCAGGCGUGGUAAGGAUGCUUGGGGCGGCAAAAGACGAGGACGGGAUGUUGGGGAGGGCCGUGGUGGGGAGAAUGAACGGGUUCUUCUUUGUCCGAGAACAAAGAUGGAGGAAAGGGGACUACACGGAGUACGAGCAGAUCUCGGCCAAUGCCGCUCGCUUCAAGCACCAGGAUGAAUGCGAUAAUUUUGCACCGUCUUGUACUGCCAAGUCUGACCACUCUGACCACUCGAAGAAAAACUAUGGAUCGGGGAAAAAGUGUGGAUCGCCGAGGGAUCUGGUUAAUGAACCUGCUGUUGCUGACAGAUUCGACACGGUCGUCGACAGCACCUCUGUGGUUCGUGUGGAAUCUGCGUCAAUCCACUUGCCGCACACAGGCCAGAGCGGUACUGCAUCAUCUGUUAGCUGCACUCAGCAAUGCAGUGAACAUUCAGAGAACACGCCUGCGGCAGCGUUGAACGUGGGCGCAAAGCGACGAGGAGGGAUGGCGGCUGAGGGGUCGACACCUGGCAGUGGAAUUGAGGGACCAAGGAGUCUCACAGAAGCAGUGAAACGACUAGACGUUGUAUCAGAUGAUGGAGGUAAUUUCGCGUGUACCUCAACAGAUGCGAGAGGGGUAGGCAGUGUGGACCAGGGAUUACCCUCCGUGCCUACCACUCCUCGUAGCGGAGCUGCCAGAGGAGCCGAGCAGGCUGUGGACGAGAAGGUGCUUGGCAACGAGCUUUCAGCCUCGUAUUACCGGUCCGUUGUUCCCAAAGAUGGAUUUCACACAUGGGCCAGGCCUCAGCUCAUACCUCGGAACCUUCACAGAUCAGUUGUGCAUGUGGAGAGCACUGCUCACAGCGCUGCUCUUGAUGCCACUGCUACUGAUAGUAGUGGCUCAACUAAUACUAGUGGACCUGUCGAGGAGCAUGCCACCAAACGUUCGUAUUCAAUGUCUGCAUUAUGGAGUGAUAUGGUUCAUGCAAGACGGCAGCAUGUGUAUCGUGCCCGAGACGGAGGCGACGUUUAUUCUUCACAUCGCACUGACGUUGUCCGGGACUCAGCCCAGCAGACGGUAUCUCCUCCUUGUGUCAGCCAACCUUCAAGCUCGGGGGCUUCGAAGCCUCAAGUAGACGGAAAUUGCCGCGAACUAGUAACACAACAGAGGAAAAAAGGGUCGUAUCGCAACCUUGUUGCGAGUAUACGGACUGGCGAAACGCCACGAUCUCCCAUGGGGGUGCUGCCUGUGAGGCCAAAUGACAAUCAUGGCAACACAGGUCUCCCUUCUCACACGCAGGGUAUAGGUACGGCUGAUCGGGUUACCACAGUGGGUGCUGGAGCUGAGGAGCCUUAUGCCGAAGGAACACGGUUAGUUGCCAGGGUUGCGGAUGCUCAAGUGAGGGACCCCGUGGCGGUGAAUAAGUUGUUAUCGUCGACCAACAAGGUGGUGGAGGGGUUGAUCCGAAUUCAGAGCUGGUGGAAAUCGCGUCCAAGGCAGGGCAGCCCAACGAUUGAAGAUGCAAUUGUGAGUGUGGCAGAUAAUCCAGAGGCAGCUCGGUCCCGCGUGUAUACGCCAUGCUGCAACGAGAUCGUCAUUGAUAGCUUGGAUACCGAACGGAAAAAGCGCCAUGCCAGUGAGCCUGGUCGCAUGGGCGAGCAUAGGUUGACCAGCAACAGCCACAAGAAUGAGAGACGUGUUCCUCUUGCAGAUUUACCGCCAGGAUCAGCAGGACCAGAAGGUCUGUCAGCAUAUGCAGUGCCGGCAGCAUCGGAAACAUCGGCUGCGUCAGCAGCAGGUUUGCAUGAAGGAGCUGGAGGUGGUGGCUAUGGGGCUCCACUCUCGCCGUGCUCGGCGGAGUGGCUUCCUCCUCGUCCUCGCCGCAAUAGUCGUGGUAGCCCCUUGACGCGUUCGAAGGACCCUGUAGGACGGUUCAUAUGCACACCAUCUCCGCGAGGGAUGACGUCUCCUUGCUCCUUUCAUAGUUGUGCUAGCUGGUCAGCUAGCAGCCCAUGGAACUACAUGAGUGAUGGCGUAGAAACAUCCGAUGCACGACGAUCAGACGAGGGGACAUCACGGUAUCUGUCCAUAUCACCCUCUAGCGAAAUCCGAGCCUCUGCUCGACUGCAAACACAGUCUGUGCCACCCUCUGGGGAACUCCAGGUAUCAGGUCAGCAACAGUCCGGAGCUAGAACCCCAUCGCGUGCUGGGCAACUGCAGCCCGGGACUUCAUUCCAUGCUGCUUCCACUCAUCAACGGCCUGGAACUCCGUUGCGUGCUGCUUCUGGACCCUUCUCUGGGCCCCUCUCUGGACCACUUUCUGGACCCCUCUCCGGACCCGUCUCUGGACCCGUCUCUGGAUCUCUCUCUGGUGUCCUGUCUUGGAAGUCAGAUGUCGAUACUUGUAACCUCAACGUGAAUGAACACUCCAACGGUCUUUUUUUGCCCGGAGGACACCCUUUGGAUUGCGAGUCGUCUUUCAGUGCAAGUAGCAGUCUUUCUGUCCUGAAAAACACAGCUGCUGAUCCUGCGGCUGAAAUGGCCAGUCAUUUGAAGAGCCCUAGUGAAUGUUUGGAGGGAAGGCAUUCCGACGCUGCUAUCCCGCCGGAAUUCCGGCUGGAUACAAGUGGAUCCCAUAGCCGAAGACCUAGGUCCCGAUCAGUUAGUCAUCAGAGACCGCGUGCAAGCGCAAUGGCAUCGUGCAGUCCCUUCAUUAGCAAGUCGGAGCGAUUACAUGCGUACGCGCCACUGGUCGGCAACCAGCAGGAAGACAGUGGCAGCAAGGACACGUUGAGGAGAAGCCGUAGUUUGCCACGUGCAGCAAGGGCUGAACAGCGCCUGCAACAGAAUGUGACUCCCUCAAAGGAGGGGCGGGCCAUGGGCCCACUACGAGACGACUUUGGAGUGGGGAGACAGAUGUCACUCGGAACCAUUGGUGGGGGGAGCCAGUGCAAACAUCGAACGGAAUGCCAUAGUGUUCAGGAGCAAUUGGCGUCAACAGACCAUCUACAUCUCAUUGCCAUGGCCGUUCCAUGUGAGCGCAAGUGUCAGGAAAAUCUCCGUGUUCCCUCUGCAGUGUCAGUGGAAGUAUGCACUUGUGCUAGCAGCCUUGGAGUCCCAGAAGGCAAGCUUGACCACCGGCUUGUGCUUGAUGAUAGGAGCGAGUCCAUGGCCGUUCGAUCUUUGCCAAACUCAGGCGUGCUCAUCAACAGGAUAGGUGAGCAGCUUGUUUUCCAAAAUGUCUGGAGGCAGGACGAGUUGCCGACUGUUCCAUCGUGCGAUCGACAGGGGGACAAAACCAUAGCCGCCGAUUCAUCCUUGAACAGCAGUUUGAAGGGUCCCAAUGUCCAGGAAGCUGUAGAUGAAAGGCCAUCAACAAGGAAAGACGAGGAGGAAGAAUCUCCUCAGGACUUCUGCCGCAUCUGCUUUAUGGAUGUGAAUUCGGGAGGUACAAGGAUGGAGCUCGGGUGCAGCUGCAAGGAUGAGCUUGCAAUUGUCCAUCAGGAGUGUGCGUUGACAUGGUUUCGGCAGAGAGGAAGUAGGACAUGCGAAGUUUGCGCGAAGACUGUGGGCAACCUGCCAGAUAUUAUGCCUGUCGCAUCACGGGAGCCUGUUUCAGCUCCCGUGCAGCGCAAUGAUGUGUUGACAGAUGCAUUGGAGUGGAGGAGAAUCUGGCUCAUACGAGCGCCAUGCUGUUCGCUAGUGACAUCAGUGCUGCUCCCACUGUUCGCCGAUCUUCUCCUGGAGGAGGAAGAGGAGGAGGCGGAGGAUGGUGACAACGACGAAGAAGAACAGGAGGCGGCGGCAGAGGAGGAAAGGGAGCAGGAGGGGGCCGCGGCUAUGAAUGCAAAUUGGGAUGCCGCGACGAUGGAUGAGGAUGCGGAGGAGGAGGACGACGACAACGAAGAGGAGGAGGACGAGGGGGAGGAGGAGGAGGAGGAGGAGGAGGAAGAAGAAGAGCAGGAAGAGGAGGAGGAGGAGGAAGAAGAAGAAAAGGAGGAGGAGGAGGAAGAGGAGGAGGACGCCAACGGUGGACGAGGAGGAGGAGAGGAGGUGGAGGAUGAGGAGGAGGAAGAAGAUGAGGAGAAGAAGGAGGAGGAGGGGGAGCAGAAGGAAGUGGACGGAAAGGAGGAGGAGGAGGAAGAGAUGGAGGGAAAGGAGGAGGAGGAGGAAACACUGAGGAACAUCCGACCUCUCAUUGCAGCCAGGUACGUGUCAAACGCGAGGGAGUGGCAGAUCGCAACGGACAUAGCCUUCAAAAUCCCCUACUUUGUUGAGGGGGAAAACGUGGUGAAGGUGCUCAAAGAACAUGUAACACUGGAAUCCCCACUGGGGCUCUUUGAGACAGUAGCCUUGGAAUCAGAUCUGAUUGACUCCAACACACAGGAGGAAACAGGAAGCGUCAAAUGUGGUGAGGGCAAGAUGACCAGAAACUCCCCAAGGGCCUUCUCACCCCUGAUAGCCAAGACGUCAGAAUCAACAAAGCUGAGAACAGGGAUGAUCUGGAAACCGUGGCGAACAGUGUCCGAAGUCCCUUACAGCAUCCUAGCUGGCAUUGGUGUGUCGGCAAAAUUGAUGGCCACAAUUGUGGCUCAAAUUGUCAAAUCAGGGCAGCUGGAAGGGGACCGGGAUCUAGAUGCAAGAGCAUUCGCCCUGGAUUGUGACAGGUUCUACAGAAGUGACGCCUCUGACUGUUCCGUGUGGGAAGGGGACGAUGAAGGUGAGAUCCUGAGUCGGGACACUGACCUAGGUAAGGAAGAGAAUGGCCAGAUUGACCCAGAGAGUUCAGACAAGGCAGGAGAUUCUGCAUUCUCCCCAUCAAAGGACAACGGAUUAGGGUCGUCUUAGGCGACAACUGGGGAAGGGGCAAGCAUGGGCACCUCUCCGCUUCCCCUACCUAGACGGUCCGGGAUCAAGAUUCUCUCUAAUCUGACCCAGCUGCUGCUAUGGAGAGCUACAGGAGAGCGAAUGAGGCCUUUAAAUAAGAGCAAGAAUGUGUGAGUACGAACUCAGUGACUCAAUGACUAAACACUUUUUUGCCCGAAUCAAAGCCAAUUCCAAGA